Cariama cristata (Red-legged seriema) is the source of this 313-nucleotide messenger RNA. Its product is annotated as AKT-interacting protein-like. The annotation marks the transcript as partial. The record is from RefSeq and is a predicted model, not a curated record. The transcript is spliced from 3 exons. NCBI's taxonomy places the organism in Eukaryota, Metazoa, Chordata, Aves, Cariamiformes, Cariamidae.
AUGAACCCUUUCUGGAGCAUGUCUACAAGUUCUGUGCGCAAGAGACCUGACGCUGAAGAGAAAACUUUGAGUGGAGAGCUGAGAACCAGUCCUCUACGAACCUCUACAAAGAAACAGUUGCCUUCUAUUCCAAAGAAUGCUGUGCCAAUAACCAAGCCUGCUUCACCUGCCACGUCAUCCCAGUCGACAAAUGGAACACAUGCUUCCUAUGGGCCUUUUUAUUUGGAGUAUUCCCUCCUUGCAGAAUUUACCUUGGUUGUAAAGCAGAAAUUGCCAGGUGUCUACGUGCAGCCAUCUUACCGAUCAGCAUUAA